AUGUUUUUAAUAUUUGGUUUGGUAAUCAAUUUACUCGCAAGAUUAUUACGUUUUUCUGAUCAAAAAACAUUAAAACAUAUUGAUUGGACAUUAUUUGGUUUGGAAAUUAUUUUUACUAUCGCACCGGUUAUUUAUGCAAUAGCCGCUUUGAUUGCAACCAUAAUUUUCACCUAUCAAUUAUAUCAAAAUCCACCUGUAACAACAUUAAUAUUCCUGAUUGAAUUAUAUGUAUUUGGUUUCGGUAUUAUCGUUAUAUUUAUCAUUAUAAUGGGUGCAUUAUGGUUAUUUAUUGAUGCUGAAUUACGUACGAUUUAUUUUCAGGAUUGUUUCCUACAACUAAAUUCAAUGAUGAAAAAUUCAACAAAAUUCAUUCAACAACAACAGCAAAAUCGUUCAUCAUUGAAUUAUUCGAUAGAAUGUGAACGACAAAUAAUGUUUUUUAUAUUUUGUCAUAAUUUUCUUUGUUGGUUUUUAAAUAAAAUAAAUCCAUGGUGGAAACGUAGAAAUCUAACAUGUGUUGCAUUAACAAUACCAAACAAUGCAAUGAUGGUCAAUCUUUUACUGUUUCAAACAUUUGAACCAAAAAGAUUUCUUGUUUUAUUUGCAUUCACUGCAUUACAAUUCCUGUUGGCAGCUAUUGCUAUUGGUAUUAUACCGGCUAUUAAUUAUUAUGCUAUUGGUAGCCGCCAAUCAUUAUUUGAUUAUUUAGCAUUAUUAUCAACAACAACAACAACAACAACAAAACAUUCGAUUUCAAUUCGUACAAAAAUCAAAACAUUAGUAUAUUUAGAACGUAUUACAUCCGAACGUAUGUUAAUUGGUGCACAGAUUGGUAUUGAACAAUAUGUUAUUACAUAUGCAUCGUAUUGGCAGUUUAUUGGACUUUAUAUAGGUUAUUUUUUUCGAUCAAUCAAAUUGUUUUAUUCGAAUCGAAUGUAAACUUGAACUUGAAAAACGCAAAAAAAAACUAAUAAU
This is a messenger RNA of Dermatophagoides pteronyssinus (European house dust mite), 975 nucleotides long. RefSeq lists its product as uncharacterized. The record is from RefSeq and is a predicted model, not a curated record. NCBI's taxonomy places the organism in Eukaryota, Metazoa, Arthropoda, Arachnida, Sarcoptiformes, Pyroglyphidae.